AUGUUGGGUUCUCCUCCGCCUUCUGUGUCUCCUGAUGAUCCAUACGUCUGCCACAGUGAGUCAUCUGUACCAGACAUUUUUACAGAAGAAGAACUGAACGAUCUUGUUCAUGAUCUAGAGCUGUCCAAGGCCAAAGAGGAGUUACUGGAAUCAAGACUUCAACAAUGGAAUCUUCUUAAGGAAAGUGUCUGGGUGACUUCAUUUCAUGCCUGUCAUGAGCAGUUUGCACCUUACUUCAGAAAGAAAGGUGACUUUGUGUUCUGCUACAAUGUAGAUGGCCUGAUGAAUGUCCCCGGAAUCACACAUAACUAG
Molecule: messenger RNA, 312 nt
Organism: Podarcis lilfordi (Lilford's wall lizard)
Lineage: Eukaryota; Metazoa; Chordata; Lepidosauria; Squamata; Lacertidae
Source: the annotation of a GenBank genome assembly